GAAAGUGGAUUCACAUUUCCGGGAAAGCGCGUGGGUGUUUAUCAUUGGCUUUGAGCAAAUCAAAUAUCACCGCAUCGGCGAAUCCUAACCCUUUUUUCCCCCAUUCUCUCAAUCCGGCUCGGAGCGCAUCGGCGGGAAGCGGAAGUUGCCUGAUCUACAGCUACAGCGGCGACGGAGGUGGCGGUGGCCGGUGGACUUUUUGGAAGAGAAGCAAAGAUGGUCGAAACUCCUACCACCGAUUCAACAGCCACCGCCAACAUUGCUACUGUGAAGCGCUAUGCACCUCCCAACCAAAGGAAUCGCUCCCUUGGAAGGCGCAAAUCUGGAGUAGAUCGACUUGAAAGAGCAAAUAGUUAUGCUAGUGAUGGAGAGAAGAACCAAAAUAACAUACCAAGAAAUAUCACCAGUUUAGAUCAUGGGGAUGCUGGUGGUAGCAAUCGCAUUUAUGAGAAUCGUCGCCCAGGUGGAUCUGUCAUUAACAUAAUACCAUUAAAUGGGUGUUGCAACAGUGAUGUUUAUCAGUUAUUGAAUGAACGCUGGACAACUGCCAUGAAUUUGUAUAAUAAUUUACCUGAAGGUUCACCUGAAAGGCCAGUUAUGUACACCAGAAAUGCGUCAAAUCCCUCACCUUGGAGGCUUCCCCAUCAGAUGUCACAAACAGCUAGUGGGCCUUCUGUCGGGUUGCAAAAAGAUUUCUUAAGUGAACUUUGGCAGGCUAUGCAGAACUCGAAUCCCAGUUCGAAGUAACAAAUAAGUGCUUGAAACUCGAGUUUGACAGCUUCAGAAUCCUUCAUAAUGUGCAAUUAGAUAUUUGUUGUAAUGUACUCAAACCUUGACACCUGUUAUACUUUAAAUAUGUGGGAGAAAAACAAAGCUUGUUUGCAAGUUAAGUUAUCCACUA
This is a messenger RNA of Ipomoea triloba (trilobed morning glory), 901 nucleotides long. RefSeq lists its product as uncharacterized. The record is from RefSeq and is a predicted model, not a curated record. The transcript is spliced from 7 exons. Lineage: Eukaryota; Viridiplantae; Streptophyta; Magnoliopsida; Solanales; Convolvulaceae. Bases 217 to 747 code for a protein of 176 amino acids.